Ornithorhynchus anatinus (platypus) is the source of this 863-nucleotide messenger RNA. It is a transcript of the gene BORCS5, whose product is annotated as BLOC-1 related complex subunit 5. The record is from RefSeq and is a predicted model, not a curated record. Lineage: Eukaryota; Metazoa; Chordata; Mammalia; Monotremata; Ornithorhynchidae. The transcript has 4 exons. Gene Ontology annotation, cellular component: synaptic vesicle membrane; BORC complex; cytoplasmic side of lysosomal membrane. The coding region runs from base 36 to 626 and encodes 196 amino acids. Gene Ontology annotation, biological process: lysosome localization; organelle transport along microtubule; positive regulation of anterograde synaptic vesicle transport.
UCCUCGUGCCCCGCCCCGCCCGGGCCCCCGUCGCCAUGGGCAACGAAGCGAGCGCCGAAGCGGAGAGCCGGCCGGCCGAAGCGGGGCCCUCAGUUUCCCCUUCUCCGGCCAAGCAGAGAGCAAAAAUGGACGACAUCGUCGUGGUGGCCCAGGGGACGCAGUCUUCGCGGAACGUCAGCAACGACCCCGACGUCAUCAAACUGCAGGAGAUUCCAACGUUUCAGCCCCUUUUGAAAGGGCUUCUGAGCGGCCAGACGUCCCCCACCAACGCCAAACUGGAGAAGCUGGAUUCUCAGCAGGUGCUGCAACUCUGCCUCCGCUACCAGGACCACCUGCAUCAGUGUGCCGAAGCAGUGGCCUUCGACCAGAACGCCCUGGUUAAAAGAAUCAAAGAGAUGGACCUCUCGGUGGAGACGCUGUUCGGCUUCAUGCAGGAGCGCCAGAAACGCUACGCCAAGUACGCCGAGCAGAUCCAGAAGGUGAACGAGAUGUCCGCCACCCUCCGCCGCAUUCAGAUGGGCAUCGACCAGACCGGGCCCCUCGUGGACAGGCUCAACUGCCUGCUGCCCCAGAGCGAGAGGCUGGAGCCCUUCAGCACUCACCCCGACCGCAAGCUCCAGUCCUAGCCGCCGCCCGGUCGGCCGAGGGGAGGGGAGAGGGGAUUCAGCGAGGCCCUGGCCGGCCGAACCCGAGCCCGGGGGCAGCCGCGCACCGGGAAUCAGAGACUGGGAAGUGCGGAGGCGGCCGGUGAAAUGGGAGGGGGACGGGGACCGGGAAGGGGGACCGGGGAGGCCCCGGCCCUCACCCUCACUCGGAUGAGAGAGUUUAUAAGAAGCUGUCGAAUGAACGGAACUUUCACCCCA